This is a messenger RNA of Linum tenue, 315 nucleotides long. The record is from the annotation of a GenBank genome assembly. NCBI's taxonomy places the organism in Eukaryota, Viridiplantae, Streptophyta, Magnoliopsida, Malpighiales, Linaceae.
ACUCCCCGAUUUUCCACCAUCUAAGUAUUUCCUCAUUAAGAUGAAUGGUUUGCUUUGUUUUGCUACCAUUACAGACGAGAUCAAGUCCAAACCAAAACCGAGGAGAUCAAGAAUCCUUGAAGGCAUUUUCGGAUUGAUUCUUUUUUUUAUUUCAUGGACCAAUAAUAUUGUACGGUAGUAUUGUUCUGUAUUAAUAGUUAAUAAUUACUUAUUUGUAGUAUGUAUAUUUCCUAUGUAUUUUUAUUUUUAUUUUCACAAGAAUGUUGGCUAAUUGCCGAUGUACUUUAUAUAAUCAAUUCCAUUUUCAUAUAGAUA